AGGCCCACCAGUCGUUCAGUCUCUUCCCAUAGAAAUCCAGGUUUGCAUCCUCAUACUCGAACUUCUUCUGCUCCGGCACCUUUUCGCAACACAGUAUCCCCUUCACGUACUCCCACUUUUCGGCGCCGUUUUAAUAAUCAGCGUUGUCGACGCUUGUUGCACUCCUCUGCUGCCAAAAUGAAUUCUUGCACUAACCUUUAUGGAUAUUCUAACCAGGUGAAUUCUUAUGCUCCGGAUAAGGCUAUCGGUGAGAAGCAGAAGCAUUAUGCUCACUGUCAGGCUGGUUCAGCUGCGCAAGGCUGGAAUGCCACUUUGAGGAAUGGAAUGUCGAUAGUAGCGGAUCAAGAUGAUCGAGUGGAUCAAGCGAGUACGGCAGCAUCAGGAAUACUUGAACAGAAUGACGCUGGACAAGAUGGAUGCCAAUGUCAAGAAGAAAAGCGGAAGAAGAAGGUGGAGGCUGACGGAGAUGAGUGGGUCUUCUUCUCUGAUGAAGAAGCGUACAGGCGGGUUGCAUAUAGCUCUCCAGCUCAGCCUGCACAGUCCCAUAAACAUCAGCUGGAAUAUGAUGAUCCGCAAUGCCAUACGCAGAACGGCCCUUCUGGAAGAGACCUAGAGGAUAGGGCAAAUGCUCGUAGUUCUGAACAUACAGCUCCAUUUAAAUCUGACGAAAAAGUCGCGAGACUCACUCAACGAAUUGGCUCACUCGUCCAACAGGUCAAGCACCAACCUCUUACAACUGUGCCUACACUUUCCGCUGCUAACUCGGCAAAAUCAGCUUCAAAUCAGCUAGCAAACUUUCUAGCCGGCCGUGUAGAUAAACUAGCUCAGAUGUGUCACACCGAAAGGCAGCACAAAUUACGAUGUCGAGCUAUUAUUCAGAUGGUACCGCCAGUAAGGCGAAGGCUUUCCCCUCCUUACCUGUACGCCGGCCCCAUAGUCCAUGUAAGUCAAGGCCGUGCUCUCUCUAGUGAUAACGCAUAUUUCCCAAAUGAUGCGGGUGUUGGAAUUGUUGCCUGUCACCUUUGGAUAGAGGCCAAGAUUUCCCAAAUGAUGCGGGUGUCGGAAUUGUUGCCUGUCACCUUUGGAUAG
Molecule: messenger RNA, 1089 nt
Organism: Protopolystoma xenopodis
Lineage: Eukaryota; Metazoa; Platyhelminthes; Monogenea; Polystomatidea; Polystomatidae
Source: the annotation of a GenBank genome assembly